AUGGGUGAGGGCAGCAAGACAACUGAGCUGCUCACUUCCACUAUGGGAGUAAAGAGAAAGAGGAGUAAUUUCAGUGAGGAAGAGAUGCUGAUGAUGACUAACAUGACUAAUGCUGUCAAUAAUGUAGCCUCUGCACUCAGAGAGACUGGGCCUGCACAUGUGGAUCCUGACCUCUAUCUUACAGUGAGGGAGAUGCCUGGCUUCACCACGGAAGCUCUCAUUGUUUCCUACACCUACCUGCUAAAAAACAAGGCCCUUGGCAAGGGCUUUGUGAACGUGGCAAUCAACCAUAGGGACAUUUGGCUAAGGAACUACCUUGCCAAGAACUACUAUAUGUAG
Messenger RNA from Miscanthus lutarioriparius, 339 nucleotides. The record is from the annotation of a GenBank genome assembly. NCBI's taxonomy places the organism in Eukaryota, Viridiplantae, Streptophyta, Magnoliopsida, Poales, Poaceae.